This is a messenger RNA of Etheostoma cragini (Arkansas darter), 1744 nucleotides long. RefSeq names its product neuronal PAS domain-containing protein 3-like. The transcript has a single exon. The coding region runs from base 1 to 1674 and encodes 557 amino acids. The record is from RefSeq and is a predicted model, not a curated record. Lineage: Eukaryota; Metazoa; Chordata; Actinopteri; Perciformes; Percidae.
AUGUUGAGAUAUUUCAGCGUGAAGCUUUGGAUUUUUAACCAACUCACUGUCCCUUUUUUCUCCCCCGCAGACAACGAGAAUGCCAAGUCCGAGGGGAAACCGGGCCACCAAUCAGAACGCGAGGACCCGGAGACGGACAGCAAGCGUCAACAACAGCCCGGCCACCCACAAUGCUCCUCCGAACAGGAAAUGAAGCGCCAGGAGGAAGGAGACAGCUCGAGUAACCCGGAGAGCCAGGACAGUGACGACAGUCUGGAGCCUUCGGAUGGAGAGGGGGAGGAACAGGAGGAGGGGGGCGGAGGAGGGGGAGGGGGAGGGGGAGGGAGGCUGAGGAGGUUAGCGGGCCUGGGAGGUCUGGGGGGGUUGGGCGCCAUCGGAGGACUGGGUAAUCUGGGCGGGCUUCACAUUAAAGUGGAGCACUAUGGCGACGGGGACGAAGUUCAGCUGCACAACUCCCAAACUUCUUCAUCGGAGGAGGAGGAGGAGGAAGAGGAGGAUGACGAGGAGGAAGAGGGGGAGGAGGACGGGGGCGUGCAGGACUGCGACAGCAAGCUCCAGAAGAGAAGGAAGAGAAGGAAAGUGCAGAAAUGGGACGGAUCCCGAAGCAGGAGGAUCCGUCUUUCCUCGACCUCGGCGAGCCCCGUCGGCAUGGGCGCCGCCGCGCCGCUGGUCGACCCUUCCCACGCCGCCGCCACAAACUCCUCCCACCUGCUGGCGUCCGCCGGCUCCUCCCCGCCCUGCGCCGCGGCCGCCACAUCCUCGGUGCUGAAGAUCAAGACGGAGAUGGCGGAGCCGAUCAACUUCGACAACGACAGCAGCAUCUGGAACUUCCCGCCCAACAGGGAGAUCUCCAGGAACGAGUCGCCGUACAGCAUGACCACCAAGCCCGCCGCGCCGGGGGCGCACGACGGGUUCCCCUCGCCGCCGGGAGGCUCGCUCCAGGCGGCCAUUCCCGAGUCCGUCCUCACCCCCCCUGGAACCGAGGGAGGAGGGGGCAGGAAGCCUCCGUACAACGGGAACUCGGCACCGUCUUCUGCUUCCAGCGGCGCCAGUUUAGCGCUUCCCUCCGGCGUCUCGUCCGCGGACCCUCUGUCCCCCCCGCUGUCGGCGUCCCCGCGGGACAAACAGCAAGGCACCCCCACAACUUCUUCUUCUUCUUCUGCUUCCUCGUCGACUUCUUCUUCAUCUUCGCUGCUGUACUCCGGCGACCUGGAGGCGCUGCAGCGGCUGCAGGCCGGUAACGUGGUGCUCCCGUUGGUGCACCGGGUCACGGGGACGCUCGCCUCCACCGGCACGACGGCGCCGCGGGUCUACACCACCGGCACCAUCCGGUACGCGCCGGCGGACGUCACCCUGGCCAUGGCGCAAGGCAACCUGCUCCCCAACGCCGCCAUGAACUUCGUCGACGGCUCGGGGUUCGGCCUGGACCCGAAGACGCCGAUGGAGAUGCUCUACCACCACGUCCACCGGCUCAACAUGUCCGCCGCCGCCGCCGCCGGCCCGUUUGUGGGGUCCCCGGCGGCCACGGGCGGGAACGGCGCCUUGGGAGGGCAGAUGCCGACCGCCGCCAACGUUUUUACCACGGCGGAGGGACUUUUCUCCACGCUGCCGUUCCCCGUGUACAGCAACGGGAUCCACGCCACGCAGACGACUCUGGAGCGGAAGGAGGAUUAACGCCAAGCGCUCAAGACCGCAUUACUGUGUCCCUGCAACCAACGACUGUGUCAACGUGAAAGAAAAAAGA